This is a messenger RNA of Gigantopelta aegis, 3522 nucleotides long. RefSeq lists its product as uncharacterized. Gene Ontology annotation, molecular function: zinc ion binding; nucleic acid binding. The record is from RefSeq and is a predicted model, not a curated record. The transcript is spliced from 2 exons. NCBI's taxonomy places the organism in Eukaryota, Metazoa, Mollusca, Gastropoda, Neomphalida, Peltospiridae. Gene Ontology annotation, biological process: DNA integration. The coding region runs from base 1 to 3522 and encodes 1173 amino acids. Gene Ontology annotation, cellular component: membrane.
AUGGCCAAUAUUAUUGGACACAUAGAAGAGUUUAAUCCCAAAACUCAAGACUGGGGUACGUACGCUGAGCGUUUAGGCCACUACUUUAACGCGAACAGUAUUGACAAUAACAAAAAGGUGUCGACCCUACUGUGUCUUAUUGGGGGCAACACAUACACAAUUUUGCGCAAUCUCUUGGCUCCGGAGAAGCCUACUAACAAAACAUAUAAACAGUUAAUUGAUGUUUUGGCAACACAUUUCUCACCAAAACCGCUUGUUAUUGCCGAACGAUUUAGAUUUCGGAAACGAAACCAAGAACAUAAAGAAACUGUUACCGAUUACGCAGGUGUUUUACGGCAGAUGUCGCGAUAUUGCGAAUUCAAUGCAGUCUUAGAUGACAAUUUGCGUGACCAGUUUGUUUGUGGGUUAACAAGUGAAGCUGCACAGAAACGUUUAAUAACUGAGGAAGAACUUUCCUUCAAUAAAGCACUAAAGAUUGCACAUUCUAUGGAAACCGCAGUAAAAGAUAUUGGUGAACUAAAGUUAAACGUGAAUCAUUCAUCAGAAACACCUGUGUACAAAGUACAAAAUUAUUCAAGACCGCAAAAUCGCGCAAAUAUGCAAAAGUGUCGUCACUGUGGCAAAACUAACCAUGCCUGUAAAGAUUGCUGUUUCCAGAACAGCAACUGCAAUUCGUGUGGAAAGAAAGGACAUAUUUCUACUAUUUGUCGAAGUAAAAAGACGAAGCCAGAAAAAUUUAAGAUGAGUCUACAGAAGUCUAAAAAAGUGCAUCAAGUUGAUGAAUCGAAAUCUGAUUCUGAAUCUGAGAGUGAUGAAACAGCAUUGUUUUAUACAACACAAAAAAGAAAAAGUGAUGUCAUAUGGGUUCAUCCCAAAGUUGAGGGUGUUGAUUUUCCCAUGGAGCUGGACACAGGUUCUGCACUAUCCAUAAUAUCCACAGAAUUUUAUAAUAAACAUUUCAAACAUUUACCAUUACAGUCAACAAAAGUAGUAAUGAAAACCUACACAGGCGAGAAAAUUAAGCCUAAAGGUUUGGUAACAGUUGAAGUGGAGCAGAAUAGUCAGAAAGAACAACUGGAGUUGUACGUCAUUGAGAACGGAGGACCUCCGUUAUUUGGACGUUCCUGGUUGGAGAAAAUUAAACUAGAUUGGAUGGAAAUCAAGAAUCUGUCAUCAGUUGACGUGGAAGUUAGAAAUGAACUCAAAGAUACUUUGGAUCGACACAGUGAUGUGUUUAAAGAUGCACUUGGCACAGUGAAAGGUAUGGAAGUGAAAUUCAGUAUAAAUGAUGAUGCAUCGCCAAAAUUCAUAAAAGCUCGUCCAGUACCAUACUCCUUACGUAAACCAGUUGAUGAUGAAAUUGAUCGUCUAGUGAAAGAAGGCAUUCUUGAAUCAGUUGAUUUCAGUGACUGGGCAACACCGGUUGUCCCAGUCGUAAAGAAAAACGGUAGUGUCAGGCUAUGUUGUGAUUUCAAGGUUACCAUUAACCCUGUCUUAAAUUCAGUCCAGUAUCCAUUGCCACGGAUUGAAGAUUUGUUUGCUACACUAUCAGGUGGAAAACAGUUCAGCACAAUUGACUUGGCUAAUGCAUAUCAACAACUGAAAGUUGACAAAGAAGCACAAAAGUACUUGGUCAUAAGUACACAGAAAGGUUUAUUUCGUUAUACACGUCUACCUUUUGGAAUUACCUCCGCACCGGCUAUCUUCCAAAGGACAAUGGAACAGAUGCUUCAGGGAUUGCCAGGUGUCGUAUGUUACAUUGAUGACAUACUGAUUACAGGAAAAUCAAAGACAGAACAUUUAGAAAAUCUUGAGCGUGUAUUGCAACGACUGGAAGAUUGUGGCAUGAGAGCAAAGAAAAACAAAUGUUUCUUUUUCAAGGAUUCAUUGGAAUACCUUGGACACCUCAUUGAUUCUGAAGGGUUGCAUACCACCAAAGAAAAAGUUGAGGCAGUUACAAAUGCACCGGUUCCUGAAAAUGUGACGCAGUUAAGAUCAUUCCUGGGAAUGUUAAACUACUAUCACAGAUUUCUACCAAAUUUGGCAUCAGUCAUAAAGCCAUUAAAUCGACUGUUGGUUAAAGAUCAAAAGUGGAAUUGGUCAACAGAAGUGAACUCAGCAUUUGAGAAAGCUAAAACAAUGUUAGCAUCGUCGAUUGUUCUUGUUCAUUACAACCCAACCGUACCAAUUACCUUGGCUUGUGAUGCUUCGCCAUAUGGAAUUGGGGCAGUGUUAUCACACAUGUGUGACGGCAUCGAAAAGCCCAUUGCAUUUGUUUCCAGGACAUUAACAAAAACUGAACAGAAAUAUGCUCAAAUUGACAAAGAGGCUCUUGCAUUAGUGUUUGGUGUGAAAAAGUUCCAUCAGUAUCUGUACGGUCGGAAAUUCACUCUCGUUACUGAUCAUCGUCCACUCACGAAAAUAUUUGGUUCAAAAACGGGAAUUCCAACAUUGGCAGCAGCUCGUUUGCAACGGUGGGCUAUUUUCUUAGCCGCUCAUGAUUAUGAAAUCGUGUAUAAAAACUAUGAAAGUAAUGCAAAUGCGGAUGGACUUUCGCGACUACCACUGAAGUUUGCACCAAAUGAAAAAUGUCACACCGUAGAUAUAUUCAAUAUUUCACAAAUUGAACGCUUGCCAAUCAAAGCAGAUGACAUUCGGAAAUAUACCCGAAAGGAUCCAACAUUAUCCAAAGUGUUGGACUUGACCCAGACUGGUUGGUACAAGACACAAGAUCCAGCAUUACAGCCAUACUUCAUUCGUAAAGAUGAACUUACAAUUCAUCAAGGUUGCUUGAUGUGGGGCAUGCGUGUGAUUGUACCACCCAAACUUCAAUUACAAGUUUUGGAAGAACUUCAUAGUGCUCACAGUGGAAUUGUGAAAAUGAAGGAACUUGCAAGAAGUUACUUUUGGUGGCCUAAACUUGAUUCUCACAUAGAGGAUUUGGUUAAGUCAUGUGAAGAGUGUCAGCAGAUUCAGAAAAUGCCGGGACCAACCCCAUUGCAUCCAUGGUCUUUUCCUGAUGCUCCAUGGAAAAGGUUGCAUAUUGAUUUUGCCGGACCUUUUCAAGGCCACAUGUAUUUAGUUGUGGUUGACUCUCAUUCUAAAUGGCCGGAAGUGUUUAUGAUGAAAGCCACAACUGCAGAGACGACUAUUGAAAUUUUGAGACGAUUGUUUUGUCGUUACGGUUUGCCCUUGCAAAUUGUCAGCGAUAAUGGACCACAGUUUGUUUCAGCAGAGUUCAAGUACUUUCUAGAGAUGAACGGAGUACAGCAUAUUCUUAGUGCUCCUUAUCACCCAGCCACAAAUGGUUUAGCAGAACGUUCUUCAGCAAGGUCCUAUGACGCAGCUCGCUUUGGUUCGAGUACAGGCCCGAUCUGGCUGGCCGAGGUGGGGUGUAAAAGUCACGAACAGUCCCUGGAGGAGUGCUCAUCUCUUGGCUGGAAUCGCAGCUAUUGUGAUCAUGGGGAAGAUGUGAGCGUCAUCUGUGAACGUAAGUUGAUUGAUGACGUAUCACUGACGUAA